Mastomys coucha (southern multimammate mouse) is the source of this 1468-nucleotide messenger RNA. It is a transcript of the gene Dram2, whose product is annotated as DNA damage regulated autophagy modulator 2. The transcript has 11 exons. The record is from RefSeq and is a predicted model, not a curated record. Gene Ontology annotation, biological process: photoreceptor cell maintenance; regulation of autophagy. Bases 380 to 1216 code for a protein of 278 amino acids. Gene Ontology annotation, cellular component: lysosome. NCBI's taxonomy places the organism in Eukaryota, Metazoa, Chordata, Mammalia, Rodentia, Muridae.
GCCCGUUCACGACACUUUCACGAUUGCCGUAAAGAGGGGGACUCGGAAAAGGCUGCGGCGCGCCUCCGAGCUCCUCGGGAGCGCGCCCCGGGGCUCCGCCCAGACUCCUACGGUGAGCCUGUUCUGCACUUUGAGGCUGGAGCUGACCGGUCCGGGACAGGAAAGAUUUCGGGAUUUGAAAAGGGAACUGGUUUGGGCAGUUCUGAAGAUUCAUAUUUUGAGAACUUAUAACACAGGUGGUGGAAUAAAGAUACCAUCAGGAACUAGAAUCUGUAUGAAGUCUUCCAUCACUGAUUCAAGGUUCACACUCACAGUCUACAUGCUCUGAGAAACUAGAAACCCAUAUUAACGGGAAAUUGGUCCAGAAGACCUGUCUGAAAUGUGGUGGUUUCAGCAAGGCCUCAGUUUCCUUCCAUCGGUCCUUGUAAUUUGGACAUUUGCUACCUUCAUAUUCUCAUAUAUCACUGCAAUAACACUCCACCAUGUUGACCCUGCACUGCCUUAUAUCAGUGACACUGGGACAAUACCUCCUGAAAGAUGCCUCUUUGGAGUAAUGCUAAAUAUUGCUGCAGUUUUAGGCAUUGCUACCAUCUAUGUUCGUUACAAGCAAGUUCAUGCACUGAACCCUGAAGAGAACCUUAUCAUCAAAUUAAACAAGGCUGGCCUUGUACUUGGGAUACUAAGUUGUUUAGGACUUUGUCUUGUGGCAAAUUUCCAGGAUUUGUUGAGAGACUUCAAAGGUUCUAAGAAGAAAUCAACACUAUUUAUUGUACAUGUGUGUGGAGCUGUCCUUGCCUUUAGUAUGGGCUCGUUUUACAUGUUUGUUCAGACCAUCCUUUCCUACCAAAUGCAGCCCAAAAUUCACAGCAAGCAAGUCUUCUGGGUCCGCCUUCUAUUGGUUAUCUGGUGUGGAGUAAGUGCACUUAGCAUGAUGACUUGCUCAUCAAUUUUGUACAGUAGUGAUUUUGGUCCUGAUAUAGUACAGAAACUACACUGGAAUCCAGAGGACAAAGGUUAUGUGCUUCACAUGGUUACUACUGCAGCAGAAUGGUCUAUGUCAUUUUCCUUUUUUGGAUUUUUCCUGACUUAUAUUCGUGAUUUUCAGAAAAUUACUUUACGAGUAGAAGCCAAUUUGCAUGGAUUAACCCUCUAUGACACUAUCCCUUGCCCUGUUACCAGUGAGAGAACACCGCUGCUUUCCCGAGAUUUUCAAUGAAUGGAGACAAUUCUUCUGUGAUGAUUGUGGUUCUCAGGGACUGAGAAAAGAUACACAAAAGUUGCUUAUUAUACUGUGAAAAUUUGAAUCAAUUAAUCAAGGCUGACAGUGACAUUAAUGAAAGAUGAUAUCAGGAGAAAUGUAAUAAGCCAUCUGAUAAGUUUUCUUAAAGGAUGUUGUUAAGAAAACCAUCUAAAAACAUUAUGUCUAGACUUUUUUAUAUCCAGAAAAUAAAACCAAAGGAUAAUGCAA